CUUGAACCCGAACAGCUGGAUGCAGUUGUGGUCGUGCACCUUGUACAUUUGCGCCAACUUCUUCGCCAAAUCCGCCUUGGAGACGUUGGCCAUGCUGGGGUGGAUAAUGUCGAGGACGAACUACCCCGCCUGCUUCCGGCCCAGCAGCGGGUUCUGCUUGAACUUGCGGGUGCGCACCGUGAACUCCGACAUCGCUCCCGGAGGCGGGUGGCGGGGUCGCCAGAGAAACGCGCACGCCCGAGCGAUGCCCGGCUCUGCCCGGCAGCCUUGGCCCACGCCCGAGGGGCCCACCUCCGGCGCCCCCUGCGCGCCGCUGCUAUGCACGAGCGGCGGCCGAGCGUAGUGCGACGGGGAGGGGCGGCACUGCCCGAACGCCUGGAGCCGUCCGCGGCCGCGGGCUU
This is a messenger RNA of Prorocentrum cordatum, 401 nucleotides long. Lineage: Eukaryota; Dinophyceae; Prorocentrales; Prorocentraceae. The record is from the annotation of a GenBank genome assembly.